AGCCCACGUGUCUGGACUGGGGGGAGUCCAGCGGGGGGUCUGUCUCGGUUCUGGAAGGCGAGGCCGGCUGGCUGUCCUGUCCUCUGUUCUCCCACCCGUCCGUCUACAACUACUCGUCCACUCAGAGCGCCGGACACAACCUGUUCUGGUACCGCCUCCUGGAGGGCCAGGACCUGGAGCAGCCCAUCACCUACAGCUCCCGCCUCAGCAGAGACCGAGAGAGGCUGUGGCUGCAGCCCGCCACCGCCGAAGACACGGGCCAGUACAUCUGUACGCUGCGGAACAAGUCUUCCUGCAGCAGGAUUUCCAUGCGUCUGAAGGUCCUGAGGCGGGACGAGAAGGUCCCCUACUCAGACUGUCAGCCGCCAGUUGCCGUGGCAACAAUUCAGCAUUUAGUCCCCCUGCAGGAGGGGAAGAGGCUGGACUGUCCAGACAUUCAGGAAGCUGCCAGCAUGUCCAACAGCACCCCCACUGUCACCUGGUACUACUUAGAACCACAAACCUCGUGUCCCAAGAACCCUUUCUGGCACUGGACAAUUGAACAGCGAGGACCCAGUUUGCAGAUCCACGUUAUGGAWGACCUAUUUCAGGGUCUUUAUUUCUGUGUGGUCCAGUACCAGCGAAGAGGCCAGACCCUGAACUUCACCCGGAGCAUCAACAUCUCAGCCAUCUAUCCAACAACUGUGUCCAAAGUCCCCAGCAUCCUCCAACCGACUCAAGACAAYGUCUUCACUGUCAAAACAAACAUGUCGGAGUCCAUCCUGCAGGCCAUGAAGAAGAGUCGGCGCCUCGUCUUUGUCCUCAGUCCUGACCUCGUGGCAGAGAAGAGCCUGGGCCUGCUGGAGUGUCGUCUGGGUCUGUACCUGCAGCGCAGCCUCGGGGCCUGCGUCGUGGCGCUGGUUUUCCGCUCCGUCAGUAAAGUGGGCGGAGCCGAGGCGACUCAGCUCCGUCAGGGCGCCGCCUGCGUGGUGACGUGGAGGAGAGGCCGCUCAGAACCGCGGCGCUCUCGCUUCUGGCUGAGGCUGCGGCUGGCCCUGCCGGUGCGGCCGCUGGCUCUGGGCCCGAGGCUGAUCGACAGCACCUCGUCUCACUCAGACCUCGCAGCCCUGGCCCUGCAGAGGGUCCAACGCAUCCAGAACCAGAACCAGAACCGCCGCGGAGCCAACAAUAAGAGCAGGAUGAACAGAAGGACUCCAACCAAUCAGAGCAGAGGGAGGGGCAGUGUGAGCAGGGAGGAGGGGCCUCAGCACAGCAGGACCUGCUCAGGGUGCACUGGGUUUACAGGUCAGGGGAAAGACAGGCGGGUGGAGCUUACAGUGGAGACAGGAGUCCAGCAGGUGUUACGUGACUCCGCCCAGAUUCCAAACCCCGCCCACAACACGGUUGGCCCCGCCCAUUCAUCUGACUCCAUCCUGUCCAACAAUCAGCAGGGCGGAGCAAAAAGCCUCAUCCUGCAGCACCAGCUGACUGGAAGCAGGAUUUCAGAGGAAGUGAUGUCAGCAGAGGAGGGGGAGGGGCUUGUGGGUCAAAUGUCAGAGACUCCGCCUCCAAUAAAAAACAACUGAACUGGUUUCAGUUUUCAUAAAACCUGAAGAGAUGCUGCAUUUAGGUCCUUCAGGAAACUCGAGCUUCCUGCUUCAGGUUUGACUUUUACUACUCAGAACCAGAACCAGAACCUGGACCUGGACCUGCUGCGGGUUCUGAACCUCUCAUCAGUUUAUAAAUAAUGAAACAGUAAAAAAAUUCAAUAAAUAAAAUAUUUCAGUUUGUCUGUUUGAAUAAA
Austrofundulus limnaeus is the source of this 1783-nucleotide messenger RNA. RefSeq names its product interleukin-1 receptor accessory protein. NCBI's taxonomy places the organism in Eukaryota, Metazoa, Chordata, Actinopteri, Cyprinodontiformes, Rivulidae. The record is from RefSeq and is a predicted model, not a curated record. Gene Ontology annotation, biological process: signal transduction.